This is a messenger RNA of Rubroshorea leprosula, 2388 nucleotides long. The record is from the annotation of a GenBank genome assembly. Lineage: Eukaryota; Viridiplantae; Streptophyta; Magnoliopsida; Malvales; Dipterocarpaceae.
UUGCAUUUCUUUUUCUGCAAAACUUCUGUGAAAAGCUUUACUGUGUGUUUCCUGCACGUGAACUGCUGCAUCAUUUGGGGAUUUCUACAUCAAGCUUUCGAAACCGAAAUCAAGUAAUGUAUACGAACCUCUGAUUUUGGUUUAGUCGAAGUGUCACUCUCCUUUCUCCCUUUCUGUGGUUGAUUUAGAGUCCUUUGAAGGAAGUUAGGGUUAGAAAUGAGAAUGAUUUUGAAUGUGCAAUAGAGGGGGUUUUUUUUUAAAAAAAAGGGUCCUGACUUCAUUCUUCCCCCCUAUUUCGUGUGGAGAUUGAGAAAAUGUCUUCAGAAGAAACAAUAAAUGUAAUAGGGAGUGAGGUGAUGCCCCUGGACUAUGGGAGUAUGGACUCGGAGAGUAGUCCAUCUCCAUCUAGUUCGAAGAAAAGGGUGGAGGGGGUGAGAGGAGAUGAGGUGGUGGAGGUUGGGGGGAAUGAGAUGGUGGGGGUUGAGGGGGAUAGUGUGCCUAUCACCGUGGUAAAAGUAGAGGGUAGGGGAGAAAAGGGGUAUGAAAUAGAUGCAGAUAUAAUGGAGGAGGUGAAGCAGUAUAGAUCUGAACUGGGGACCAAGGAUAGCCUGGGUCAUUUAGUGGAGAAUUACGAGAUCUCUUCCCGAGUGUUAGUUAGGCCAGCCGGGGUAAAGGAGAGAGCGUGCUCUGCUCCUCGGGAUCAUUGGAUGCCUGUAUAUGCCCAUUAUUUAUUUGCUGGGCAUAGGUUUCCAAUUCCUGAGUUACUAGUAGGUUUGCUACUAGAUUACGGUAUAGGGUUGGCACAGUUAGUCCCUAACGCUAUGAGGGGGGGUAGUAGGAAGGAUAAAGGGUGGUAUUAUUUCACCCCUAGGGUAGCGAAUAAGGAGAGUAGGGCGUUGUUUAUGGCGGGGGGGGAUUUACUGAACAUCAUGGACCUCACCAGCGCACAAUGCAUAGAAGCUGCUGAGCUCUAUGGGCCAAGCGCUUUAAGUGAAGCUGAAAUGGAUAAAUUUUUGAACACUGCUGGAGGAGUGGCCAUCCCCAAGAAGCCAAGGAAGAAGUCAAAGACUUCAACCAAGAAGGGUUGGGAGGAGAGGAGGGCACUACAGAAAAAGAAGGUGGUGGAGGAGGAGGAGAGGGGGAGCAAGGUUCCCCAGUUCGUACCUCAGCCUCCUCCUGUAGAGCUGGACCUUGAGCUCAGACAGUUGGAGGAAGGGGCUGAAGUACGAGCUCCCGGUAAGGGAAAGGGCCCUGUUCCCCCGUUGGCGUCCCAGAGCAGCCUGUUCGAGGCGAAGAACAUGACGGGGGCUAGGUGGUUCAUCAACACCACCUUCCCCAAAGUGGACAAACGCAACGCACGGGACGAGGCUCUGAGGUAUUGUGGGGCUUCAAUGGUGAAGCACGUUUUAAAGAGCGCGAGCUGGGUGAAUGGUCUAGCCCAGGAGUUCAUGGAUAGUGUGAAGGAGCGCUCCCUCUUGCAGAGGCAGUGUGACCAGCUGCAGAAAGAGAAGGAGGAGUUGGAGAAGAAGAAUGAAGAACUGCAAGAGGAACUGAACGAGGUGGUUUCAAUUGUGAAACAGCUGGAGCAGGAGAGGGCUUCCCUGAGCACCAAGCUCAUCUUUGAGGAGAGCAAACGAAGGAUCUUCAAAAGCGAGCGUGAGGCUCAGGCGAAGGAAAUAGCGUUGAUGAAGGAUGCUUUCAUGGAGCUGAAGGAGAAUAUGCAGAUGUUGGUGCACAAUGGGAUGAAGGAGCACAUCAGCAACUUCAUCAGCUCUAGCUCGUUUGACAACAUCGUCAACUUGUACCGGCUGCCCACUGCCAUCAUUGCUUUCACGGACUAUAGAAAGAAGGUGAAGGCUGAAUAUCCCGAAGUGGAUAUUACAAAGAUCACCUUCGGCGAGCAAGAAGGAGGAGUUGAGGAGAACGGUGAGAGCAUGUCAACAGACUUCCGUCCUCAGAUCAAACUGAGGUGGGAGCAUGAUGCAGACGGACGUGUUGUUUUCCCUCCACAGUUCGACUUUGAGUUCAUUACAGUGGAGGAAGAAGGUGCAGAGGUAAAGGAAGACGAAGUGGAGGUAGGAGUGGAAGGAGCUAAAGUGGAUGAGAGCCAAUCAGUUCCAGAAGUGGAGAUUCAUCCUGUUCCUUCUGACGAUGAGCAGCCUCCUCUGCCAGACAAGCAGCAGCCAACACAGCCACCUCUUCCAGCUAAGCAGGAGCAAGUGGAGCCACCUCCCCCAGCAAAGAAAUAAUUUUGUUUUUUAAUUUUUGUAAAACAUUUAAACAAUUUGUAAUAUUACCUUGAAUGAAAAUUCAUUUUUGAAAUCAUGUGUUUGUUUGUGUUUGCUUUACAUUUUUGUUAUUUUUUAUUAAUAAAAGAACUGAGAUUAU